Messenger RNA from Patella vulgata (common limpet), 3155 nucleotides. Its product is annotated as glyoxylate reductase/hydroxypyruvate reductase. The coding region runs from base 1651 to 2628 and encodes 325 amino acids. Gene Ontology annotation, molecular function: hydroxypyruvate reductase [NAD(P)H] activity; glyoxylate reductase (NADPH) activity; NAD binding. NCBI's taxonomy places the organism in Eukaryota, Metazoa, Mollusca, Gastropoda, Patellidae. The transcript has 3 exons. The record is from RefSeq and is a predicted model, not a curated record. Gene Ontology annotation, cellular component: cytosol.
GAAGGUUAAAGGUGUGUGUAUUAAUUGUAACCAUCGAACUGGUUGUUCGAAGCUAAGUCUCGCUUCUCCAUCUUUAAAUUAAAUCAAAUAUGGCUGAACCGUUCUAAUCUACUUUUAAAUAUUUGAGAUAUCCGAUGUUAUCGAGAGUUGAUUAUGGUCUUGGAAUGUUAAUAAAUGUCUAAUUAAUAGUUUUUAUCACAUUACAGGCCGAAAGAAAGACCUGCAAAGAGCAGAUUUAACUCUUGCAUAAUGUAUGUUUAAUAUUAUUCCAUAAUGUAUAUACAUUUAGACAGGUAAUUAGACGGGAAUUAAAAUUACAGUCAAUGGGAAAGUUGUUGGUGAUCCGAGGACGUGUAUUGUAGGGUGGUGAGGGUCGCCUCCGGUCCCUCCGGUGUCCCCCAACUGCUAAAGAUCAUAUGCGCAAGUGAAUUAUUAAACUGGAUUUGCACCAUAUGUUAGUCCUCAAAUGACCAGGUUUGUGUCGAUUGAACGUUAAACCCUCUCUCGUCGUGGGGGGUUGGAUGGCUGAAUGGUAAGCGUCCGCGCGCUGUAUCAUAAAGUCUGUCAUUGAGUCGACUGGCGUGGUUUCGAAUCCGCGGUUGUACGUGACAAGGAGUAGGGUCGCCUGUCCAACCUCGUGGGUUUUCUCCGGGUCCUCCGGUUUCCUCCCACUGCUAAAGACCCCUACGCGCAAGCGAGUUGUUGAAAUAAAAUUAAACCAUGUGUUAGUCCCGAAAUGACCUAGUUUGUGUCGAGUGGACGUUAAACCCCAUUUCUCUCUCUCUCUCUCUCUCUCUCUCUCUCUCGUCGUUUCAAGUGCUUGUAUCUGACAAGGAGUAGGGGUUGGGUAUACCUCCGGGCUACCCCCACUGCUAAAGACCCCAAUCUCUUUCUCUCAACGUUAACUCGUGGAGUGAUUAAUGACGUUAAGCUGAUUAGAUUAUAAAUUAAUUUGUAGCAAUUGUUGAUAAUAUAAACAAGCACAGGUUGCCAAGUAUCAAAUAAAGGAACUAUUUAAAAGAUUUGAUAGUAACCCCCAUGAAAGAAGAAGAAAAACAAUCCUAGUAUUCGUAUAUUACAUUAAUUAGGCUGAAAUAUCACUCAAGGUGGAAGCGGGGGUAAAUCUAUUUAAUUAGUAUUGUACUAGAUCAUGUCUAGUUAAUUAAAAGGAAACGUAAAGUACUGAAUACUUACAUGUACUAAGUAAAGUAAUCUUCUGUAAACACCAUUUCGAAAAAAAAUCUUGAGGCUUGAUAACUAACACUUAAACGUUAUGUAAGUAUGUAUGUUAUUUUAAACGCGUCCUCUUGUUGUUGCCAACUAAUUGUACAGUUAUCUUCCAUAGAAGCUAUUUUCAGAUGAACAGUGUAACCUUGAUAUCGCCAUAUCUCAUUAUUUUUGGAAAGUUAUUUUCGUUGUUUUAGAAAAUGACAGCUUUUGAUUACUCGAGCUAAUACAAUACGUUGUUUUCCAAAACAUCUUAAAUUACCGCUUUUAAUAUAUUCCAACAGGGCUUCAUCUGUAUGUGGAUAUAUUGUGCACAGGUUCAAGUACAUUAAGAUAUUCACAUUGUUGUUUUGUUUGGAUCGUCAUGUUUUAAUAUACAUUUCAGAUAAAAGAAAACUGUAUUUGGGGUGUUUUAUAUAGAUAAUGGAUGUAAUGUCUUUAUUUCGACGUCCGAAGGUAUAUGUUACAAGACGAAUUCCACAAAAAGGAGUGGAUGUGUUGUUACGAGACUGUGACGUAUCCAUGUGGGAUUCAGAAAAUACAGUUGUUCGAGGAGAGUUAUUAUACAAUGUCGCUGGUGUAGAUGCCAUCUUGUGCAUGGCCAACGACAUCAUCGAUUCUGUUGUAUUAGAUGCAGCAGGUUCUAAUCUGAAGGUAGUAGCUACAAUGUGUAAUAGUUUAGAUGAUAUUGAUGUAGAAGCGUGUAAUAAAAGUGGAAUUAGAGUAUUAUCUUGUCCUAAUCUUUGUAGCGAGGGUAAGGCUGACCUCACUGUAUCUCUCAUGUUAUUAACUUUGAAACGAGCUGCAACGGACCCAAGAAACCUUACAGUUGGAUAUUCUGUAACUAAUUCUGCUUGUUGGGAAAAGUGCGCCAAUCAGAUUUUUGGUAUUUAUGGAUUAAAUACUACUGGUGAAACAAUUGCUAAACGAUUAAAAGAAGUUGGUGUUAAUUCAAUAAUAGCAUUUGAUUCGAACUCAAACAAACUGUGGAAUAACGUUGAAUCAUCUGUUAAAGUAGUAGAUUUUGCAGAUUUAUUAACACAGUCAGAUGUUCUGUGUAUUUGUGAUCAAAACGCCGAUAAAUCAAAUACUCGAUUUAACAAGGAUGCAUUUAAACAGAUGAAAACAAACGCCGUGAUUGUUGUCGGAGAGAAUGGGCUAUCAGAGAAUUUGGACUACAUCAGUUUAUAUGAAGCUCUUCGAGAUGGCAAAUUCCUGGCAGCAGGAAUCAAUUCAUGCAACCAAGGUCCUGUUCCAUUUCAAUAUCCCUUAUCAGGACUUCAUAACUGUGUCUUUUUACCCCAGACACAGGAAAGUGCUUUUGACGUACGGCAUAAGACCUCUGUAGCGGUGGCCAGUAGACUUCUCACUGAACUUAAAUACGUGCAGGCAUCAAAUUGAAAGGCUGAAAUAAACUAAACCCAAUUCUCUGAUGUAAAUAUUAUGGUUAGAUAAGUUUUCAGGUGUUUAAUGAAAUCAAGGAGAUUUGAGUUUGAUUGUAUAUCUCUCUGAACACGUGGGUGUAAUACUGAGAAACAUAAUUUAAUAAUAAUUAUUGUAAUGUAUUAAUAUAAAAUAUACUGAAAUGUUAUUUAAUAAUUCUUAAUACGCAUUAAUUGUUGCAAUUUUGCAUUGUGUUAUUACACGCUUUAUUUCUACUUCAAUAUACUAAAUUCAUAAACGCAUAAUAUUUUACACAUAUUUUACUUUAUCCAAGUAACGGUCAUUAUCAUUUAAAAUUACUGGCAUAAAUAUGUAAAAAAAAAUGUACAUUCUUUAAAUGCAAUUUCUUACAUUAUAUCUAAUAUAUUUUCCCUUUUACACCUUUCAUCAAAGGAAAAAAGCCGAUAUCAUAAUUCAUUCCAUUUUGCUGUUUAGCAAUGUUUUACUGUUUAUAUUUAUAUAAAGAAGUUAUUUUUACCACACAC